GCCAACAGAAUGUCGGUCGCUCACUAUUUAUAUGAAGAAAUUAUGAGGUGAACGCUUUGUAGUUCUCAGGAUUGCACAAUUCUGGGGCAGCUGAUUUUUUUUUUUUUUAAACCACGAAAUUAAUUUUUACGUACUUUACAAGGCAAUGAAAGAAUGCAUUUAAAAAGCAUUCUAUGUCAUGGAGAAGGAGCUCAAAAAAUGGGAUGAAUUUGAAGAUAUUUUAGAGGAGAGGAGGCAUGUCAGUGACUUGAAGUUUGCAAUGAAAUGCUACACACCUCUUGUCUAUAAGGGGAUUACUCCUUGCAAGCCAAGUGAUAUUAAAUACAGUGUUCUCAAUUCUGAAGAGGUUCAUUAUGUCAUUAAACAGCUUUCCAAGGAAUCCUUUCAAUCCGUCGAUGUCCUCCGAGAGGAAGUUUGUGAGAUCUUGGAUGAAAUGAGCCACAAACUGCGUCUGGGAGUCAUCCGGUUUUUUGCCUUUGUGCUGAGCAAAAUAUUUAAACAAAUUUUCUCAAAAGUGUGUGUAAAUGAAGAAGGUAUUCAGAAACUACAGCGAGCUAUCCAGGAGCACCCGGUUGUUCUGCUGCCCAGUCAUCGAAGUUACAUUGACUUCCUGAUGUUGUCUUUUCUCUUAUACAACUAUGAUUUACCUGUACCAGUCAUAGCGGCAGGAAUGGACUUCCUCGGAAUGAAAAUGGUCGGUGAGCUGCUGCGGAUGUCGGGUGCCUUUUUCAUGCGACGCACCUUUGGUGGCAAUAAACUUUACUGGGCCGUGUUCUCUGAAUACGUGAAAACCAUGCUACGGAAUGGUUAUGCUCCUGUUGAAUUUUUCCUCGAAGGGACAAGAAGUCGCUCUGCCAAGACACUGACUCCAAAAUUUGGUCUUCUGAAUAUUGUGAUGGAACCAUUUUUUAAAAGAGAAGUUUUUGAUACGUACCUUGUUCCAAUUAGCAUCAGUUACGACAAGAUAUUGGAAGAAACUCUUUAUGCGUAUGAGCUUCUGGGGGUGCCUAAGCCAAAGGAGUCCACAACUGGAUUGUUGAAAGCCAGGAAGAUUCUCUCUGAAAAUUUUGGAAAUAUCCACGUGUACUUCGGAGACCCUGUGUCACUUCGAUCUCUGGCAGCUGGAAGGAUGAGUCGGAGCCCGUAUAACUUGAUUCCAAGGUAUAUCCCUCAGAAACAGUCAGAGGACAUGCAUGCCUUUGUCACUGAAGUUGCCUAUAAAAUGCAGCUUCUGCAAAUUCAAAACCUGGUUCUGAGCCCAUGGGCCCUCAUGGCUGCUGUUCUGCUUCAGAACCAGCCUUCCAUGGACUUUGAUGCCCUGGUGGAGAAGACUUUAUGGCUGAAAAGCUUAACCCAGGCCUUCGGGGGGUUUCUCACCUGGCCCGAUAAUGAAGCUGCUGAAGAAGUUAUCCAGUCCAACCUUCUUCUGCAUUCCAACAUCGCCAGCCUUGUCAAAGACCAGGUGGUUCUGAACGUGGACUCUGGAGACUCCGAAGUGGUCCGUGGGCUUCUCUUCCAGCAUAUCACUCUCCUCAUGUGCUCAGCUUACAGGAACCAAUUGCUCAACAUUUUUGUCCGCCCUUCCUUAGUAGCCAUGGCACUGCACAUGACACCCGGGUUGCGGAAAGAGGAUGUCUACGGUUGCUUUCGCUUCCUGGUCAGUGUUUUUUCAGAUGAGUUCAUCUUCCUUCCAGGAAACACAGUCAAGGACUUUGAAGAAGGCUGUUACCUGCUCUGUAAAAGUGAGACAAUACAAGUGACAACAAGGGACAUCCUAGUUACCCCGAAAGGAAAUCCUGUCUUAGAAUUUUUAAUAGGCCUCUUUAAACCUUUUGUGGAAUCUUAUCAGAUAAUUUGCAAAUACCUCUUGCACGAAGAAGAAGACUACUUCACUGAGAAACAGUACUUGGAUGGAGUUAGAAAAUUCACCAGUGAGCUUCUUGAUCAAGGUGCCUCGCAGUGUUACGACGUAUUGUCUUCCGAUGUACAGAAAAAUGCCUUAGCAGCUUUCGUGAGGCUAGGUGUGGUAGAGAAGAAGAAAGUAGAUAGUCACAGUGUAUUUAAUGUGAAUGAACCUGCCACGACAAAAUUAGAAGAAAUGCUUGGUUGUAAGAUACCCCUAGGAAAGCCGGCAACUGCAAAACUUUAAUAAUUGCCAAACAGUUACGCGAAAUGUGGUCACAUAAUUGCUGUCAUCUGAGGACUCUUAUUCCAGCAAGCGUGAUGUGAAGGAAGAGAGUCAUCUGCUCGUGCUUCACGAGACGUGAGAGCCAUGGGCUCGGCAGAGAGAAGAGGUAGCCGGUGUAAGCAAUCAGUAUAACUCUCUCCACCGUGACGGUUCAAAAGGCAUCUGUGUCCGACUCUGUGUGUGUUUUAAAAUAAAACAGUCUUUUGGAAACAUGUUUGGAAAAACAAA
Messenger RNA from Leopardus geoffroyi (Geoffroy's cat), 2416 nucleotides. RefSeq names its product glyceronephosphate O-acyltransferase (gene GNPAT). Gene Ontology annotation, cellular component: peroxisome; mitochondrial membrane; peroxisomal membrane. Gene Ontology annotation, molecular function: glycerone-phosphate O-acyltransferase activity. Lineage: Eukaryota; Metazoa; Chordata; Mammalia; Carnivora; Felidae. Gene Ontology annotation, biological process: ether lipid biosynthetic process. The record is from RefSeq and is a predicted model, not a curated record. The coding region runs from base 179 to 2149 and encodes 656 amino acids. The transcript is spliced from 16 exons.